AUCGGCGUAGGAAGCGGGGGGGACGGGGGGGACAUGUCCCCCCCAAUAUUGAAGCCAGGUGGAUAUGUCCCCCCCAAAAAACUGUACCGCAAAAUAUUGGAUUUUGAAAUUUUUUUAACUAGCGUGCUUUUAUUUUGAAGGCGCAGCAUCGCGUUACGUCACUGUACUCCCCCUCCCCUCUCUGAACUGCUGAGUGAGCACUCAGAAGGGAGGGAAACAGCGACACAGAAGUCAGAAACUUGUGAAUGAGUACAAUGCCACCACCAACUAAAAGGCUGAAACAGCAGCAGGACUUACUCAGCUUUUUUAAAAAGAGUAACGUCAGUGAGCAACAAUGCAGGGACAGCACAAAGGAGACAGGAAAAGGAGAGGAUAGUGCAACCGGGCUAGAGGCAGGAAGUCAGAGUGAGGGAGAGACAGGAGUGGAGCAACAGGGAGUUCAGACUAGGGACACACAGCUGAGAGACUCUGAAGUCAGUGGACAGAGAACAGAGCCAAAUCAGCCACAUCCAAAAUUCAUAGACCCUCAAGCUCUAGCCAACAGAACUUUACAUUUCCAAGGAAAGUGGUACAAGGAAUUUCCCUGGCUACAUUAUGAUGCAGUGAAAAAGGGCAUUUUGUGUUUUUAUUGCAUGGCAAUUUACCAGGACAAACUCACACCAUUUGGUGCAAAAUCCGAACCCGCCUUUAUCACUUCUGGAUUUAAAAAUUGGAAAAAAGCAUUCGAAAAAUUUAAAGCACAUGAAAAUAGUCACACACAUCAUCAUGCUGUUUCUGUGACUGCACAAGAAAGUCAUCCUAUAAAUGCCCAAUUAUCCAGUGCUUUGGCAACUCAGCAAGGUGACAAUAGGCACUGUCUGGAGAAAAUUGUGAGCUCCAUAAAAUAUUUGGCACGGCAGGGACAAGCUUUGAGAGGGCAUGACGAUGAUGACAGCAAUUUGUAUCAACUGUUGAAAAAUCUGGCAGAAGAUGAUGCCCUUUUGGCUAAGUGGUUGCUGAGGUCUCAGAAAGAAUACCUAAGUCCACAGAUACAGAAUGAAAUCUUGUGUUCUAUGAGCAAUAGUAUUGUCAGUGAAAUAGCAGAUACAAUCAGAAACCUACCAAUUUUUGAGUUUGCAAUUAUUAUGGAUGGAACACAGGACAUUUCUGGGAAAGAACAAGAAAGCAUUUGUCUGCGAUACAUUGACAGUGACAUGAAGCCCCAUGAAGAGUUUAUUGGCUUGUACUCAGUUUCUGAAACAACAGGAAAAAGCCUUGCUGCUGUUGUUAAAGAUGUGCUGCUCAGAUUAAACUUACCAAUGCAUGGUUUACGAGGUCAAACUUAUGAUGGAGCAGCCAAUAUGUCUGGGAAGCAUGCAGGUGCACAGGCACUGAUAAAGCAAGAGCAGCCACUAGCACUUUUUGUUCAUUGUGGAGCACACUGCACUAAUUUAAUUGCACAGAAAGCUUGCUUAGCCUCAGUUCUGAUCAGAGACGCAUUGGAUUGGGUGAACCAGCUUGGAGUUCUUUUCUCUCAGUCAGGGAAGUUUAAGGCAAUCCAUGCAGCAACAGCACAUACAGAGAAUCCAUCGUGCACUGCAAUAAAACCCCUCUGCCCCACAAGAUGGGCAGUACGGAGCAAAGCAAUCAGAGAUGUUUUGUCACAGUAUGGGUCAGUGCUGGCUAGCUUGCAGGAGAUGGCUUCUGGUGCCUCAAACACAGCAUCCACUGCUAAUGGACUGCUGGGGCAGUUUAGGAAAGGUAAAACAGUUUUGGGUCUCAUUCUUGCCUCACCUGUGAUUGAUAAGCUUGAAUGCCUGAGCAUCUCUUUCCAGAAGAGAACUCAAACCAUUGCUGGAAUAAGGACUGCUUUACACAGAGAAGGCCACCCCCAAAACGCUUCACUGAAGGAGCUAAGACACAUCAACCUGAAUGUGCCAAGGACCACUACAGAGGUGAAUUCUUUAAAGUAUUGGAUGUUGUAG
Messenger RNA from Fundulus heteroclitus (mummichog), 1964 nucleotides. Its product is annotated as zinc finger MYM-type protein 1-like. NCBI's taxonomy places the organism in Eukaryota, Metazoa, Chordata, Actinopteri, Cyprinodontiformes, Fundulidae. The transcript has 5 exons. The record is from RefSeq and is a predicted model, not a curated record. Bases 246 to 1964 code for a protein of 572 amino acids.